Drosophila gunungcola (fruit fly) is the source of this 13110-nucleotide messenger RNA. It is a transcript of the gene mask, whose product is annotated as ankyrin repeat and KH domain-containing protein mask. The coding region runs from base 209 to 12274 and encodes 4021 amino acids. Lineage: Eukaryota; Metazoa; Arthropoda; Insecta; Diptera; Drosophilidae. The transcript is spliced from 18 exons. The record is from RefSeq and is a predicted model, not a curated record. Gene Ontology annotation, molecular function: protein binding; RNA binding. Gene Ontology annotation, biological process: innate immune response. Gene Ontology annotation, cellular component: cytoplasm.
UGGCAGCCCCGGUAAAGGAACUAGUUCCACUUCCCAGUUCAAUUCAAUAUCCGGGAAUAAUAUGGCGAUCCGAAACUCUGACGAUAGACAGAGAAUUUAACACUGCUGAAAAAUUGAUUAAUUUGCUAUAAAUUUUAAACGGACGCGUGAAUUGAAAGUAAAUCAAGAAGAUAAACCCCAUUAACACAACCUCCAGCGAGAGAGUAAAAUGAAUAAUGAUGCGAAAACCCAUGAAUGCGAUGACUUGAAUGUGCGCUCUACGGCGUAUUUUAACCAACAAACCACAACCAACCAACCGAAAGCAACCAGCAAGAAUAACGCAGGCUCCAAUAAUAACAACACCAAUCAAAAGCCCAACAGACAGUUCAAUCAUAAUUUACCUCGUAUUGCCGCCGCCAGACAUUCAAUAGCCUCCGCUCUACUGGCUAGUAAUAGUCUAAAAUCCAGUGGCCGGAAGAUCCUGACGGCCAAGAAUGAGCCACUGACGACGACGGAGUCAUCAUCAGGCGCAUUAACCACAACACCCAUUAAUAAAGCUGCCGCCUCCCCAACCAGCCGAUUGAAAGUUAACAAUAACACCAAUAACACUGCCAAGAUGUCUGGAACCAGUAGCAGUCAGACCUCGGCCACACCCACACCGCCCACGGCCACCAGCAGCAGCAGCACAGCAACAACAACGAAUAGCAGCAGCGGUGGGAGUGGCGGUGGUAGCGGUACUACGGUCAUAGCCAAUCCCGCUUCGGUAACCACCACUGCAGCAGGAAGUGCCGCAAAGUUCCGUGCUGCCGUGGCCUCAGCGCCCAGCCCAGCACUGCCUGCCAACGCUCCUGCAAAUGCAACUGCUCCUGCCCCCAGUAGUAGCUCCUCCAGCUCCUCGUCCUCGAAGAAGACCCGAGCAGCAGUGGCCGCCCUGAAGCGGCAGGUUGCCUUGCAGCAGCAGCAGCAGCCCGUGGCCGGAAAUACCCCCAAUUUGACCAGCAAGGAUUCGGCGCAUUUGAAAUUCGCCGCAACCACUCUGCUGAUGGGCGCCGCAGCCGCUGCCGCCGAUAGCAACGCUGGCGCUGCUACCGGUGGAUCAGGAGCAGGAGGACCCAGAAUGGCCCUCAACCCCGCAGUAGAUGUGGCCAAUGCCGCUGCCGUGCUCAAGCAGAAGCUGAAGGAUGCGGCUGCCGCUGCCUCGGCCUCCGCCAACAAUCGGUCCGCCACCUCGUCCAUGUCAUCAAACGCCUCCUCGCUGUCCUCUUCGGCUGGCAUCGUAAAUGUCUUCUCCUCGGCGCUGCAGAACAUCAUCACGCCGGACACGGACACCGACACCGAGUUCUAUCCCCAGCCAGUUACCACAGACCUGUCCGAAUCGGAGGAAGAGUCUGUCUCGGAGAUCCUAUUGGCAUUCUUGUGUUUAAGGCCAGAUCUCCUGGACGAUAUUCCCGAAUCGGAUCCGGAUAGUUGCCCGCACGAGGGCGAGGUUCGUGAGGAUGAGGACGAAACGGAGGAAGAGUCGGAGGACUCUGAUGAGUCCGAAGGCGACGACGAGGAGGAUGAGGAGGAGAUAGAUGUGAUGCAGGACAAUGACGCAGACGACGAGGAGAUCGACGAUGAGGACGAGGAAGAGGACGCGCCCGAAGUGAGUUCCUUCCUGUUGGACGCCAACAACAAGCGUUCAAGUAAUCUCACCGCCCUGCUCGAGGCCGCGGCCAAUGAGAAGGCACCCGUCCUGCGCCACGCCACCCACGCCAUCGACGAGACCAAGCAGGCGCUCACCAAGAUGCGCUGUGCCAACAGUCCCCGCGACAAGAACAGUGGUUUCUCCCGAUCCCUCGUGGCUGCCUGCACGGAUAACGAUGUCAAUACGGUGAAGCGGCUGCUCUGCAAGGGCAACGUCAACCUCAACGAUGCGGCUGCCUCCACGGACGAUGGCGAAUCCCUGCUCUCGAUGGCUUGCUCCGCGGGUUACUACGAACUGGCUCAGGUUCUCCUGGCCAUGUCUGCCGCCCAGGUGGAGGACAAGGGUCAAAAGGACUCGACGCCGCUGAUGGAGGCCGCCUCCGCCGGUCACCUGGACAUUGUCAAACUGCUGCUCAGCCACCACGCCGAUGUGAACGCCCAUUGCGCCACCGGCAACACCCCGCUCAUGUUCGCCUGCGCCGGUGGCCAGGUGGAUGUCGUCAAGGUGCUCCUCAAGCACGGCGCCAACGUCGAGGAGCAGAACGAGAACGGACACACGCCCCUGAUGGAGGCCGCCUCCGCCGGCCAUGUGGAAGUAGCAAAGGUGCUGCUCGAGCAUGGAGCCGGCAUCAACACCCACUCGAAUGAGUUCAAGGAGAGCGCCCUCACACUGGCCUGCUACAAGGGUCACCUGGACAUGGUCCGAUUUCUGCUUCAGGCCGGCGCCGAUCAGGAGCACAAGACCGACGAAAUGCAUACGGCCCUGAUGGAGGCUUCGAUGGACGGCCAUGUGGAAGUGGCACGCCUGCUUCUGGAUUCCGGUGCACAGGUAAACAUGCCCACGGACUCCUUCGAGUCACCUCUAACGCUGGCCGCCUGCGGGGGCCAUGUGGAAUUGGCUACCCUGCUGAUCGAGCGGGGUGCCAACAUUGAGGAGGUGAACGACGAGGGCUACACACCGCUCAUGGAGGCCGCUCGCGAGGGGCACGAGGAGAUGGUGGCCCUGCUGCUCAGCAAGGGUGCAAACAUCAAUGCCACGACCGAGGAGACCCAGGAAACAGCUCUUACGUUGGCCUGCUGCGGUGGCUUCAGCGAGGUGGCCGCCUUUCUGAUCAAGGAGGGCGCAAACCUGGAGCUUGGCGCCUCCACGCCCCUUAUGGAGGCCUCGCAGGAGGGACACACCGACUUGGUGCGCUUUCUGCUCAAGAACAAGGCCAAUGUCCAUGCGGAGACUCAGACAGGCGAUACUGCCCUGACGCAUGCCUGCGAGAACGGGCACACGGAUGCGGCCGGCGUGCUUCUAUCCUACGGAGCCGAGCUGGAGCACGAGUCCGAGGGCGGACGAACGCCGCUGAUGAAGGCCUGUCGAGCAGGACACCUGUGCACCGUCAAGUUCCUCAUCCAGAAGGGCGCCAAUGUCAAUAAACAGACCACCAGUAAUGACCACACUGCCCUGUCGCUAGCCUGUGCCGGGGGCCACCAGUCCGUGGUGGAGCUGCUGCUGAAGAACAACGCCGACCCGUUCCACAAGCUGAAGGACAACAGCACAAUGCUGAUUGAGGCCUCCAAGGGUGGACACACACGUGUGGUCGAGCUGUUGUUCCGCUACCCGAACAUUUCGCCCACGGAGAUGGCAGCAGCUGCGAACGCUAGCCAGGCAGCGGCAGCCACCGCAGUCCCAUCUGGCCCGCAUCAAAUGCGACUGCAGUCCCACAAGAUCAUCCAGCAACAGCUGCAGCAUCAGUUCAACGCUCCCCCCGGAUUGCACGAGUUGUCGGAGGCGGCACGCGCAUCCAACCAGCAGCAUUUCCACCAGCAACAGUUCAGCAGUGCCGGCAACGGAUCCUCCAACAUCGUGGCCUUGGGCACUGGCGAUUUCUUGGACGCCGGCGAGCUGCAACUCACGGCGACAGCGGGCAUGGGCGCGGGAGCAGGAGCCAGCACCACAGGCAGUGAGGCUGGAAUGGAGGAGUAUGGGGAGGUCGGAGGAAUCGACCUGACCACCCUCGGUGCCCAGCAGCAGGAAGGCCUCAUUGCCAAGUCGCGACUUUUUCACCUGCAGCCUGGCUUCGAGCAGCAACAGCAGCAGCAACAACAGCAGCAACAACAGCAGCAACAACAACAGCAGCAACAGCCACCUGCAGCCGGUCAGCACCAACUGGUACCGUGCAAGCACUUCGAUCUGGACAUGGAGCACAUUAACUCACUCCAGCCGCCGCAGAAGGCGCCGCCAGCGCCUCCGGUACUCUUCCACACCGUUUGCCAGCAGCCUGUGAUUCAACAGCAAAGUCAGGGCAUGCUGAAGGGCUUGCUCCCGAACCGCGUUCGCUCUCAGAAAACCGGUGAGGUAGUAGAGUUUGUCGACUGUCCCCUGGAUCAGCAGCAGCAAAAUGAGCAGGUGCGUACGCAGCCUUUGGGAGAGGAUGGGAAGGCUCCGCAGUUCGCUUGCGUUGGAGAGGAUCCACGGCUGCAGCGCCGACGUGGCUUCAUGCCGGAGCUGAAGAAGGGCGAACUGCCGCCGGAGUGUAGCAGCAGUGACCCCAACGAGCUAGCCCUGAAAGGAGCCGAAAACAAUCAGCCCGUACCGACAGCACAGGACAAUAGUGCCUGCGCCCAGAUCCCAGCGCGAAACUCUGGCGGAGCCAUUACCCACUCUUCGGAAGUUCUCCAGAGCACAGCCAUCAGCGACAGGCCCAAGGUUAAGGCCACCAACAAGAGCAAUCGCAAGCAAGCAGCCGCAGCAGCAGCAGCUGCAGCAGCGGCGGCGGCAGCGGCAGCAGCAGCGGCACAGCACGCCCAGCAGGUGUUGCCAAACCUUCAGCAGAACCCGAUGGUGUCCAUCUAUAAUAACCUGCAUAUGCAGCAGACGCAUCUGCAACUUCAGCAGCAUUUGCAACUGCACCACCAGCGUGUUGCUCUGGACAAUGCAGCUGCUGCAGCUGCAGCAGCGUCUUCAUCCGGGAACGUGGCCUACUCCAAUUCACCGGCCUCUCCUCUCGCCUCCCCCACUGGCAGUGGCAACUACGUCGACCAGCAGCAGCAACAAUCCUUGGAUGUAGCCCUGCAGCGCAAGACGGCCAUGGAAGAUUUCCGUGGAAUGUUGGAAACUGCGGUGAACGGCUCGAGGGGCAGAAAAGACCUUGCCCUAAACACACCCCAGCUGAACUUCUUCAAGGACGGCUGGCAUAUGGUGGGAGUGCACAAUUUCUUUGGUGAUCAGCCCAAAUCGCCCACUGAGACUCCGCCGGAGAUGGAGGAGACCACCAUGUCCUCGCCAACCGAGGCAGAUCGUCUUGGACCGGAACCGCGGGCCGAGAUGAAAAAUUUGGCCACGCUCUGCUCGGCGGCAGCAGCAGCUGCUGCUGUGGCUGCGGCCACUAAGGAUCAGGACGAGAUUGGCUCGGAGCUUGAGAGCGAUUGCGAUGAUGACGCCGAGGGUGGAGCUGAGGCAGAUGGCGAGGAGAACACAUUGCCGCCCGAGCCGAUUGAGUUGGCUGCCGCAUUGCGUGAAGAUGGCAUCAUUGUGGAGGAGGAGGAGGAUGAUGAGGACGAGGAUGAUGAUGAUGAAGAGCAGGACACAAACAGCGGAGAGAUUGAUAAACUCAACUACGAGGACGAAGAUGCUGAGGUGGACAACGACGGGGAGGUGGACUACAUCGAUGAAGACGAAGCUGGUGGCGACGGCGAGGAUGAGGAGGACGACGGAGACGAUGACGAGUUCUUCUUAGACGAACCCGACAGUGAUCAAGGAGCCGGCAACAAUAACAACAACUCUAAGAGUGGCGCCAGUUCGCUGCCUCUCAAGCAGCGCAAGAUGACCACUCGGCUGGAGAACCUUAUCCUCACCUCGCAGUCGCUGUGCGACUUCCCGCCCGAACUCACCAACUCUGAGCUGGUCCAGGUCCUGCCCCAAAUAAGCCACCUCAAGGCGGCAGCCAGCAGCAACGCGGCGCUGAACAACGUGCUCCAGCAACAGCUGGCCAAAGCAGCUGCAGUCCACCAGAAGCUGCAGUUCCGUCAGCAAGAGGGAGAUCAGCAAUGCGAAGACGAUGGUGGCGCCAGCGCAAAUGAACUUUAUUCCGGCCUGGAGCACUUUGCCAAUGAUGGCGAAAUGGAGGACAUAUUCCAGGAAUUGGCAAGUAGCCUGAACUACCCAGAGCUGGCCGAGUUUAGCCUGAACCAGAUGUGCAAGGGCAGGUUUGCUGGCAACUGGGCUCAGUCGUCGCCCAAGUGGGCUGGACAGGAGCAGUUGGUGGGCGUGGUAAGGUCGCCGGGUCUCGUUAACCCUGGCGAUGUUCCGCAGGAUGCCCAGCGACAGGCGAAUCUCGUUCUCCUGGACUAUCCCAUGCAGCAGAACAUCCCCCUCGACCAGCGACUUAUUGAGGCUGAGGAAAUGCACCAGCAGCAACUCCAUCAAACGCCGCUUUCUUUGCUGCCAUUUACGGACGAUCAGCAGCAGCAGCAGCAGCAGCAGCUUCACCAUCAAGCUUUGCCCAAUGCCGGCGAUUUUCAUCAGCACCAGCAGCUCGCCUUAGAAUCCGAUCCGGAGCUAAAACAGCAGCUGCAGCAGUACUCCAAUGCGCGCACUAUCAAGGCUUUGGCCGCCCAGCACCAGCAGCAGCAGCAGCAGCCCGCCACCAACUUUGUCUACAACGUGGAGAGCGGCGACAAGAAUGCUCCGCCGGUGCAGUUGCUUUUCCAGUUGCCGCCGAACAUGACUCAGCAUCAGGCGCAACAACAGGCCUUUGCAGAGCCUCUCACCGAGCAGCAGCAGCAGCAGUUGCACGCUGAGCAGGCCCAUCUCUUCCAGCAUCGAACCGGCGGUCAGCGUCCGCCCACCCAGAGUGAACUAGAGCAGGUGGCCCAAGAGUUGUUGCUCCAGCGCAGCGGCCAGGUGCCAGGAGCUCCCGUUGUGGGUGUCCAAACACUGCCGCUCAAGCAAAAGCACUUUAACCUGCAGGAACAGCUGCUCCUUCAUCCUCCGCCGCACAUGCAGGCGCCCACCUGUGUCCAGCACCAGGUGGCUACGCAGACGCAUCCUGCCUCCGUGGUAGUGCCGCAGCCAGCAGUUGGUCAGUACGCGCAAUUUGCCCUGCAGCCUGCUCAGCAACAGCAAUUGCAGCAACAGCCAGGCCAGCCGCAGAACGAGCUAUCCAUUUGGCCGAUGGCCACGCCUACACCCACGCCUAGCAGCGGUGUGAGCGCCAGCAAGUCGAUGCCCGGCGGUAUAGCCAAGAAGGCCAUUGACAAGCAGUCGCGCAAGGAUCGUCGCUGUGUGAUGCGCCAGACACCAGCCGGCAGUCAAGUGAAUACCAACCAGCAUCAACAGCCCCAGGUCGCAACCGCCCAGCAACAGGCCCAACUCCAGAACCAGUUGGCCGUGGCGACCACCGUGAGCGUGGACAAGACCAUUGAGAUUGACUCAGAGACGGAGUCGAACCACGACACCGCCCUAACAUUGGCCUGUGCCGGCGGACACGAGGAGCUGGUGGAGCUGCUGAUCAAUCGGGGGGCGAACAUCGAGCACCGCGACAAGAAGGGAUUCACACCGCUUAUUUUGGCCGCCACCGCUGGUCACGACAAGGUCGUCGACAUUCUGCUCAAGCACAGCGCUGAGCUCGAGGCCCAAUCGGAGCGCACCAAGGAUACGCCGCUAUCGCUGGCCUGCUCCGGCGGCCGCUACGAGGUGGUGGAACUUCUGCUCAGCGUGGGGGCCAACAAGGAGCACCGCAACGUGUCCGACUACACGCCACUGAGCUUGGCGGCCAGCGGAGGCUAUGUGAACAUCAUUAAGCUGCUGCUCAGUCACGGAGCGGAGAUCAACUCGCGCACGGGCAGUAAGCUGGGCAUCUCCCCGCUCAUGUUGGCCGCCAUGAAUGGCCACACGCCGGCAGUGAAGCUGCUUCUGGACCAGGGGUCCGAUAUUAACGCCCAGAUCGAGACGAACCGCAACACGGCCUUGACUUUGGCCUGCUUCCAGGGCAGGCAUGAGGUCGUUAGUCUGCUGCUUGACCGACGCGCCAAUGUGGAGCAUCGGGCCAAGACGGGACUGACGCCGCUCAUGGAGGCCGCCUCGGGUGGCUACAUAGAGGUGGGUCGCGUGCUGCUGGACAAGGGGGCGGAUGUGAAUGCGGCGCCGGUGCCCACGUCCAGGGACACUGCUCUGACCAUCGCCGCCGAUAAGGGGCACCAGAAGUUUGUGGAGCUGCUCCUGUCCCGUAACGCCAGUGUAGAGGUAAAAAAUAAGAAGGGUAACUCCCCACUCUGGUUGGCCGCCCAUGGCGGGCAUCUCAGUGUGGUGGAGCUUCUUUACGACCACAAUGCUGAUAUUGACUCACAGGACAAUAGACGCGUGUCCUGCUUGAUGGCCGCUUUCCGCAAGGGUCACACCAAGAUUGUCAAGUGGAUGGUGCAGUAUGUGUCGCAGUUCCCCUCCGACCAGGAGAUGAUCCGCUUCAUUGGCACGAUCAGUGACAAGGAGCUGAUCGACAAGUGUUAUGACUGCAUGAAAAUCCUGCGUAGCGCCAAGGAGGCGCAGGCCGUCAAGGCCAACAAGAACGCCUCGAUCCUGCUGGAGGAGCUGGAUCUGGAGCGGACGCGCGAGGAGAGUCGCAAGGCAGCCGCCGCUCGGCGUCGUGAGCGCAAGAAGAAGAAGAAGAUGGAGAAGAAGGAGGAGAAGCGCCGCCAGCAGCAAGGCAGCGGAACUGGCGGAGACGAUAUGCAGGGCGAUGACGAUGAUGCCAGCGACAAGGACGAUGACUCGGACAAGGACGACGAGGAUGAGGAGGCAGCGCCGGCCGCCGCCCGUGAGGAGGGUGACUCGGGCAUUGAUCAGGGUUCAUGCUCCAGCGGCGACACCAAGGGAGCGCGCUUAGUAGGCGGCAGCCAAUCCGUUCAGGCUGUAGAAACGGCAGCCAACUCGGCGGGGUCAAACAACAAUCAGGGAAAGAAGAGCAAGAAGCAGCCGAAAAACAAGGCGGUAACCGUGGAACCACCGGUUUCAGCUCCCACCACGCCACCCGUCAGUACAUCCACUCCGAGCAGCGUCCUCAAGGGCAUCUCUGUGAAAAAGCAACCGGCAAUCGAAGUUGUCCGGCAGCCUCCUGUCACACAGCAGGCUGUUCCUUUGAAGCGACAGCUGGAAUUGAAAAAAGAGGAGUCAACUAUCAAGAAAAAGGAGGAGAAAAACAGCAGCUCAAACAGCAGCAGCAGCAGCAGCAACAACAAGCGUGAGAAGGAGAACCUUGCGCCCAAGGAGGUGGCUCUGCCCGCAAAGCAACAGCCCAGUAACUCCAGCAAACUGCAAAGCAGCGAGUCCGCUAGCAACAUUAGCAGCAGCACCGCCACCAACACCAGCAGCGCCAACACCACCACCCGCAAAGAAGUGUCCAAGCCAGUGUCACAAGCCACCAGCAGCGCCAGCCUGAAUCCUGCCAAGCGCAGCGAAGUCGACGGCUGGAAGGAGGUGGUGCGCAAGAGCAGCACCCAGCAGACUACGGCGGUGGGAGCGAGUGGGGCUCCUGCCCCCGUGACGGCCACCAGUUCGGCCACCAGCGUGCAGCACCAUCCGCAUCACCAGCACCAUCACCUGGCCAACAGCUCGAGCAACAGUUCCAGCUCCUUGGCCCCGGGCGCAACUUCAUCGGCAUCGUCGGUGCCCGAGAUGACUUGCAAGAAGGUGCAGGUGCCGGUGAACGCCAUUUCCAGGGUGAUUGGACGUGGCGGGAGCAACAUAAACGCCAUACGGGCCACCACCGGUGCCCACAUAGAGGUGGAGAAGCAGGGAAAGAACCAGUCGGAGCGCUGCAUCACGAUCAAGGGCCUGACGGAUGCCACCAAGCAGGCACAUAUGCUGAUAUUGGCCCUAAUCAAGGACCCCGAUGUGGACAUCUUGCAAAUGCUGCCCAGGAUCAACAGCAGCAUUAAACAGUCGUCCGGUGGCGGGACAAACGCUCCGAUGGCCGUGGGCACUUGGGACAAUCGCACCGCGGCCGGUGUCAAUGCGUAUACCUUUUCAUCGGCUGCAUCCACCACCUCCACAUCGUCCAGUUCGUCGGCCAGCUCCACCACAGCGGCGGGAACUGCCUACAGCAAUGCGCACAAGCAGCAGCAGCAGCAGCUGCAGCCCGUGAAGAGCACAAGUGGACGGUCCUCAACGUCUGCCAAAUCCAAUGGCAGCAGCUCCAAGGUGUCAUCCUCAAGUGGCUCUAGUUCUCGCAAUGGCAGGGGCGGCGGUGGCUAUCUCAGCCAGCAAACAACCGGUGGUCGCAGUUCCGGAAGUGGCUCUUCAAAUGGAGUGGCCAAGAGCAAGGCGGAGGGCUCAUCCAAAUCCGUGCCAGCCGCACAGAAAAGCACAACUGCUCUGGGCAAAUCCUCGACCGUGGCUCCCGGUGCACAGAACUUUGCGAAGGCAGCUGCCAUCUCCCAGUCCUCACCCAAGAAGGCAGAGGGAGGAGUGUCCGCUGCUGUGAUCACCUCUGCAGGCGGACGCAGCAGUGGCGUAGUGGCUCCAUUUGGCAGGGGAAAGCCGGUCGCUGGACAAGGAGGAGCUGCAACUGCGGUGGGUGGCAAUGUUGCCCAACUUGGAAGCGGCAGCAGCGGCAACAGCAACAGCAACAUAUUGGCUGGACCAAUUGGCACCUUCAACGUGGCGGAUGUGGCCGCCGUAAAUGCAGCAGCUGCAGCCGGUGCAGCAGCCACCGCCAACAGCAAUGUGAAACCCAUUGCACCUAUUGCCCCGCCCAAUAAGCGAGUAGGUUCACCCACCCAAGCCCAACAGCAACAACCGCAGCAGCAGCAGCAGCAACAACAACAGCAAUCCCAGCCAGCACCUGGGCCGCAGCCACAACAGCAACCCCAACAGCCUCAGCAGCAGCAGCAGCAGCAACAACAGCCACCCCAGCAACAGCAACCACAAACGGCCCAGCAGAAUCUGGUGAUAAACACAAACCUGAACGACCUAAUGGCCGCCUGUGCAGCAAACAAUGCCAGCGAUAGCUUCAGUGCCCAGCUGGCCGCCAAGUUGUCAAGCGCCUACUGCCUUUUCAGUGACUACCAACAAUCCCAGUGGGGAAAGUUGGGCGAUCCCGGUAUCGGAGGAGGAGCAGGAGCUGUGGGCGAUGGUCUGCCACAGGCGGAUGCAUCUAAGGCACCGGGAUAUAAUCGUAAUAUUCUCAGCUCGCCCGUGGGCAGUUCCAAGGCUUCGUCGAACCACUCGACCUCGCCGCCGGUGGGAAAUGUGAUCCAACAGCAGCAGCAGCAACAGCAACAACAGCAGCAGCAGCAACCACCUCAAUCCAGCCAGCAGAGUGUGCAGCAGGCCCUGAACAUAAUCACCAGUGGAGGAGCCGGCGGAGGAGUUGCUGCAGCGCCACCCAGAUCACCGAUGGUGUCCGCCAACGAAGGCAAUGCCACGGGAGGCCAGCCCUCUAUCAAUGGAAUCCAGACACUGGGUGAGUCGGCAGCUGCCCAUUCACCGGGCGUUAUCAAGCCGCCCACGGCCACAGUUCCCAUUCAGCGGCAUGUUCCUAUGCCGAUUUCUGCAGCAGAGGCCGGGGCUCCACCCACGUUCGGAGCGAUUGGUUCCAAUCCAGCCACCGCUGGCAAUUUAUCGGCAGUUCAAGCAGCAGCUGCUGCCGCCGCCGCCGCCAUGAUCGAUCGCCAUCAGCAGAACUUGCAGCGAAUGAUCUACGACAAGGCGGGAACCUCCCUCCCGCAGCAACAACAGCAACAGCAGCAGCAGCUCAACUAUCCCAUGGAUCCCUCGACUUCGCCGUACAUUGUGGAUGGCAAUAACCUGUUGCGUUUGAAUCCACGCGCUUCGCUCUUUGCGCAGGGCAACAAGCAGCCACAGCAGCCGCCGCCACAGGGUGGAGCCCAGUCGAAUAUGUUCGGAGGCAACCAAGGGAGACAGCCACCGGGAGCAGGAGCCAGGCAGCCGGGCGGAGCAGCCGCACAGCGCUGGUAUGGCGGUGCCCUAGAGUAUCCCACGUACACGGGUCGCGACAUGCUGCACCUGGAGAACGGGGCCGGCGGAAUGGCGGGCCUGGGCUCCCCAUCUGCCAUGUCGCCCAAUCACGACGACAUCCGCAAGAUGCCGCGCCCCAUUGGCACGGAGCGUGCAGCUUCCUGGAAGUUUAACAACUUUAACGUGGCCGCCUCGGCGCUUAGCAUGGACGAUGCCCUGACCAGCGCUCUACCGCCAUGGGCGCACGAGCCGAAGGCGCAGCCGCCAGGUCUGCAGCAGCCGCCACCUCCGCCGCAGUCGCAGCAGCAGCAGCAGCAACAGCCGCUCAACUGGCUGAAGCAGCAGCAGCCGCAGCAACAGCAGUAUAGGCCCUACAACAACGGACCCUAUCCGCAGCAGCAGCAGCAGCAUGAGCCAAUGAAUAUGCCAAUGGACUAUCACAACAUGCAGGCGCUGCCGAACAUGAACCAACAGCAGCAGCAGCAGCACGUCAACUUGAUGCCCUCGUACGGCUAUCAGCAUUUUGUGGGCGCCCCUGGAGCGGUUGACAUCUCCGCGCACAUGCCGGACAAGAUGGAGGUGUGGGAUCACCACGAUAAGCACAUGCCUUGGACAAACUACACCACCAACUGGUCCAAUUGAUGGCCCGGCGACACUCAAAGGGAAGAACUCUUCGAUACCUGCCGUUCAAGCAACUGAGUCGGGCAGCUAUAGAUGAGCAGUCUUCCAAAAUACCAGGACCCAGGCAACAUCAGUAGCAGCAGUAACAACAUAAGCAUCUCACUGAUUUGAACAUGCAAAGCGAAAUAAUAUUUAUUGAAUUUCUACGUUUUCUAUUCGGAUUCUCGGCUUCUUCCCCCACUACUUAAACUUCUAACUACCUGCCAACCAUCGUGAAACCAACUAACAACAAAACGAACUCAUGUGAAAAUUGCAACAUGGCUUUGUUCUUUAGUUUAUCGAUUUGAAAUCUGUUGAAUUUGGGUGAUUAUUUAAAUUCGCAGGUUAUCUUGAAAUUUAACCAGAGAAAGAAAUCUUAAAAAAGCAAACGAAAUGCAAAUGAUAAAAGCGAAAGAAAAGAAGAAAAAAUGUUCGAAAGUGGCGCCCAGGCAACUGGGUGCCGUAUAUAUUAUUUAUUUUUAAAUGUAUUGAUAUUUUUUUGAAGAAGAAGCAUGAAGUUAGUGGUAGCUUAUUGUUUGUGUGAUGAGCGAGAGGGGAAACGAAACGAAAAGUAACUUUCACAUACACACACACAUGCACUAACCACUCCCCCGCACACAAAAACAAACAUACAUAAACACAAAUACAUUUAUUUUAAGCUAAAAGUCAGUCUUAUGAAUGAAACAUUAAAUUGAAAUGUUUAGCGCCAGCUAAAGUUCACACACAAACUUUUAUUACAACACUUAUACAUAAAUACAUCUAUAUAAAUAUAUUUAAUAACAUUAAUAAAGGCAACCAAUGAAUGUCAAAACUGUAAA